This is a messenger RNA of Caenorhabditis angaria, 638 nucleotides long. The record is from the annotation of a GenBank genome assembly. Lineage: Eukaryota; Metazoa; Nematoda; Chromadorea; Rhabditida; Rhabditidae.
CUGGAAAAUUUCAUAACGAUAGGAGUUGGGAAAGAUAUCGAUGCUGAACUUCACUAUAAAAAUGAUACUGAUAAACUGCCUUUUCACAUAAAAACAAAAUUCUAUGGUGCUGAUCCAAUGUUUAUGGAUAACUAUGAAUUGUACUCAAAGAUUGGCUUAUUUUUCCCAUUAGCUAUUAGUGGAUCAGAUGGAUUUUCUAAAGCUAGUGUACUACUAGAUAAUAGAUAUCAGUCUUACGAUGUGUUUCAUAUUGAAUUCAUAUAUUAUCUUAAAAAUAUAUUGAAAAUUUCGACAAUUGAUAACCUAUGGAUGGAUAGUGAAUACGCAGAAUACGAACUUUUACAAUAUUUUUAUAAACAUGGAAAGUUGGAUGAUGCUGGAAUUACUGUUUGUCAAUUUAACAUGGAGGUUUUGAAAUAUUUUUUAGAGGUUUUCAUAAAAAAUCAAUUGUUUAAAUUAAGGUUCAUAUUGCUGGAAACAAUGAGCAAUUUGACAAAUUCAAAAUGUUUAUUCGGCAUAUUGUGAACGAUCAAAGAUACGCGAUUUUAAAUCAUAUAUUUGUUGGACAUCACCGCCUUUAUUUUUUCAAUCAUUCUGAUAAGUAUUGUGUUGAAAAAUAUUUGGGAUAUUCUUCAUAA